Molecule: messenger RNA, 5374 nt
Organism: Anopheles funestus (African malaria mosquito)
Lineage: Eukaryota; Metazoa; Arthropoda; Insecta; Diptera; Culicidae
Gene: ClC-c
Product: H(+)/Cl(-) exchange transporter 3
Exons: 13
Coding region: 1713-4259 (848 amino acids)
Biological process (GO): chloride transport; transmembrane transport
Cellular component (GO): early endosome; membrane; Golgi apparatus
Molecular function (GO): voltage-gated chloride channel activity
Source: RefSeq, a predicted model, not a curated record
GUAGGUUUGUAUCAGCGUGCGAUUUAUUAAGGGAAUGAUCCUCCGGUACGGAUCACACACACCGAAAAGCGGUGCUUUCCGUCUGUUUGUCCGGAUGAUAACUUCAUGCACGAGAAACGAUGGUGUUUGCUGCAAUCAUUAGCGAAGAAGGCGGUGAAGUGAGAAGCAUCCGUGAGCAAACAAAAAACCCCCCCAAACCCCCACCUACUUAUAUUCUCGUUUCCCUUUUUUGGGGUAAAAAACCCUCCCUGCUUGGAUGUGUGUUUGUUACCCAGCAUACAAAGCAUUCCAUUUGUUAACUCGUGCAAUGAUGCCUACUAGAUCAGAACCGUACGGCAGAUGAUGAUGUUGAUAGAUACAGUAUGUAAGACAUGUCUGUCGGCUUUGGUACAAAACAAGACCGAUUGUUCCCGCUUAUCAGAAAGUGGUUACAAUGGUAGGGAUACUGUUCCGUUUCUCGCUUUAUCAGCAAUGUAAAAUUUUCCAGCUGUAGCUUAAGCGCUAAUUUACAACCCAUGCCAAACUAACAAGAAAGGUAGUCAAAUGUGUAAUGUAAUUGGACAUAAUUCGCUUUGGGUGUUGCCAUUUUUAUCUUUCAAAUUGAAUAAAUUGUAGAUAAAUAGCUGCUUAGUGCUUCAGUUAAUAGUAAGUAAACGAGGAAGAUGUUUACAGUCGUCAGAUAAGUUUACUAAAAAGGGGUAUUUCAAACUUAGUAUAUUGUGUAAUAAUUAUUUGUUUGUUUAUUUAAUAUUUAAAGGAUAUAAGAAUUCCAUCUCAGAAUGUUGUUGGGUUACCAAAAAUAAACAAAUAACAUGUUUAACCAUAUAGUUUACCAUAGGUCCGGAACGUACUAAUGCAUUUGGUAAAGAAGUAAAGAAAAGUUAGCAUCAAACAGUAAAUAACACCUUUAAAACAUUCCACUCAAUUCAUAAUAAUAAUGUAGAUUGAGAAGUGAAGCAAAUGCAUUUCUUAUGCUGCAUCGAAUGCACUUUUAUUAUGCAUAAACAAAAAAGUUCUCUUCAUGUCCCACCCUCACUGUCAUAUCUCUUUUUGGUAUCUGUUGUUGGUUUGCUGUUUUACACUCCCACCUUACUCUGUUCUUAUCGAGCAAAAAAAAAAAGAAAAGAAUUUAUUCACUACAAACAUGUGCUUCCGAUGAGAUAUGCUCUGUUUUGUCUGCAUCUUGCUUCAUCCUUUAAAACAUCACGCAUUACUAUUGGUUUGCGCGCUCUAUCACACGCGCACAACCCUAUCACAGCCGAUUCGGAUUGAUCCCUUCCUGGUCUUCCCCCUUUGCAUCCUCAUCCACUGUUGGUAGCGAUCUAAUUCUCAUCUCUCGAUUGCAGCGGUCAAGAUGUAUGCUGUUGCUGUUGGCUCUCAGUUCGCUUCUUCUCUCUAUCAUUGAAUCAUGAUCAUGCGCAAUUGCCGGUUUGGGAUUGAUUUUUGUGUGACCGUCCGCGAAACCACUAGAGCAUUUCGUCCCCGUAUCGGGUGUGUGCGUGUGGUGCAAUUUCUAGUACCAUCGCGCUUGUACAUUGCCAACCCAGCAAACCCAGUCGCUGGCCGGAACACACAACUGCACUAUCAGCAUCAACGAUUUGUCCCGUGGCUAGAGGACCGGUAAAGGUUCUUCCUCAUCGUCCGGAUCGGAACGUAUCACCACCUCGCUGACGACUCCGGGUGUGCCGGUGUACGAGGCGGACGAGGACGGCAUGAUCGACAUUACGCCCGGUAAUGGUGGCCUAACCAACCCGAACUACCCAUACUCAUAUGCAGCGAAUGGUGGCCGACAGGAUGGUGUCGGUGCACCGAGCAGCAGUGGCAACAACGGUGGUGCAGGAACGGGGGCUACUUCAGCUGCUGGCACUGCUGCUGUUGGUGCUGCUACUUCCGCCGGUAAUGGUGGAGACGGUGGUGGCAUAUCGUCACCCACGCAUACACGCUUCGGACGCGAUUUUCAUCACUCCGAUCAUGAAGAUACAUUAACCGUUUCGUUUUCCGGUAAAAUUGAAGGUAUCUCAUUUGCCGGUAUGACGGACACAAGCGACGACAUUCCCGGUAUCGGGCAGUACGAUGAUUUCCACACAAUUGACUGGCAGCGUGAUAUUGCGCGCGAUCGUAUGCGUCAUCGAUACAUCGUCAAAAAGCGGCAGGACUCGUUCUGGGAUCUUCUAAAGGGCGCACAUGAUGCCUGGUCCGGAUGGGUGUGCGUACUGUUGGUCGGUUUGUUUACCGGUUGCGUAGCCGGUGUGAUCGAUAUCGGUGCGAGCUGGAUGACGGACCUAAAGUUCGGCAUCUGUCCACAAGCGUUCUGGCUAAACCGGGAGCAGUGCUGCUGGUCGUCGAACGAAACCUCCUUCGACAGUGGCAACUGUUCGCAGUGGUACGCAUGGUCUGAGAUUUUUACCUCCUCCCGGGAAGGGUUCGGUGCGUACGUGAUAUCGUACUUCUUCUACAUCAUGUGGGCGAUGCUGUUUGCGCUGCUGGCCGCAUCGCUUGUACGCAUGUUCGCACCGUACGCGUGUGGUUCCGGUAUACCGGAGAUCAAAACAAUACUGUCCGGGUUCAUCAUCCGCAGCUAUCUGGGCAAGUGGACGCUGAUAAUCAAAUCGGUGGGCAUUAUGCUGUCGGUGUCGGCGGGCCUGAGCCUUGGUAAGGAGGGCCCGAUGGUGCAUAUUGCAAGCUGCAUCGGCAACAUACUGUCCUAUCUCUUCCCGAAGUAUGGCCGUAAUGAGGCGAAAAAGAGGGAAAUCCUAUCGGCCGCUGCAGCUGCUGGUGUGUCGGUGGCUUUCGGGGCACCGAUCGGUGGUGUGCUGUUUAGCUUGGAGGAGGUGUCAUACUAUUUCCCGCUGAAGACACUCUGGCGAUCGUUCUUCUGUGCAUUGAUUGCGGCGUUCAUUCUGCGAUCGAUUAAUCCAUUCGGUAACGAGCAUUCGGUACUGUUCUACGUGGAAUACAACAAACCGUGGAUUUUCUUCGAGCUUGUACCGUUCAUCGGAUUGGGUAUUAUAGGGGGCUUCAUUGCAACCUUUUUCAUCAAGGCAAACCUUUGGUGGUGUCGGUUCCGCAAGUACAGCAAGCUUGGCCAAUACCCCGUAACUGAGGUGUUGAUCGUAACGUUCAUUACCGCGGUUAUUGCGUAUCCCAAUCCCUACACGCGAAUGAACACGAGCGAGUUAAUCUAUCUCCUCUUCAGCCAGUGCGGUAUCUCCAAUCAAGAUCCACUGUGCGACUACAAUCGGAACUUUACCGAUGUCAAUUCGGCCAUAGAAAUAGCGGCUGCCGGUCCCAACGUUCAUAAAGCCGUCUGGUUGCUCAUACUAGCGCUGGCAAUGAAGUUAGUCAUGACGAUCUUCACGUUCGGCAUGAAGGUACCGUGCGGGUUGUUCAUUCCUUCGCUGGCGCUGGGUGCGAUCACUGGUCGUGUGGUUGGAAUUGGAAUGGAACAGCUGGCGUACAACUAUCCAAAAAUAUGGAUCUUCUCCGGUGAGUGUUCGACUGGUGACAAUUGCAUUACGCCUGGGCUGUACGCGAUGGUCGGUGCUGCUGCCGUGCUCGGAGGGGUCACAAGAAUGACUGUGUCCCUUGUGGUUAUUAUGUUUGAGCUAACCGGUGGUGUCCGAUAUAUCGUCCCGCUGAUGGCGGCGGCCAUGGCAUCGAAGUGGGUUGGUGAUGCGCUAGGCAGACAGGGCAUCUACGAUGCACACAUAGCGCUUAAUGGGUAUCCGUUCUUGGACAGCAAGGAUGAAUUCCAGCACACAACACUGGCGGCGGAUGUGAUGCAGCCAAAACGCAAUGAAACACUAGCGGUGAUCACUCAGGACUCGAUGACGGUAGACGACAUUGAGACCUUACUCAAAGAGACUGAACACAACGGCUAUCCGGUGGUUGUGUCUAAGGAGAAUCAAUAUUUAGUUGGCUUUGUGCUGCGAAGGGAUCUUAACCUAGCAUUGGCCAACGCACGGCGCAUCAUUGAUGGUAUCACUGGCCAAUCGUUGGUGAUAUUCACCUCGGCCCAACCGGUCCAAAACCUCGGACCGUCGCCAUUGAAGCUGAAGAAAAUUCUCGAUAUGGCCCCGAUCACCGUUACGGAUCAGACACCGAUGGAAACGGUCGUCGAUAUGUUCCGCAAGCUGGGCCUGAGGCAAACAUUGGUCACCCACAAUGGGCGACUACUCGGUGUAAUAACCAAAAAAGAUGUCCUGAGGCACGUGAAACAGAUGGACAAUGAAGACCCGAAUACUGUUUUGUUUAACUAAGCGCUUAGCUAUUUAUAAUGAUAGAUAUUAUGCUGGCCUCCCUUCUGUCUUUCCCCUUCCCUUCGCAGCGUAUCAUCCCUGUUCAACUCUGUACUGUUGGGUUCGAUGUAGGUAAAUAUUAUUUGAAAGUUAGGUUUCCGCUGUGUUUACAUUCUGCCCCGCGCCUAGAGAGGUGAUAAAGAAAAAAGACAAAAUUAUUUAACAAUUCGGAAACCAAUAGUAUUACCGUGCAAUAUUAUUAUUACUUUUUUUUGGGAUAUACAAUUGAGAGAAUCAUUUUUUUUGCAAGACAGCAAUAGUCAAUUGAAAAUAGCGAUGAGGGUAUUAAAAUUUCUUGUGGAGCUUAUUCGAUUCGUUGAAUCAUUUUUUUGGAUAUUUAUUCUUUGGAUUUUUCGAUUCUGAGUAGAGUUGUACACUGAACCGUGUGCCACUAUAUACAAGAUUAUCCAGAUAGAAGUAAUUAAAGUCACCAGAUAGCUAGCCACUAGACAGAACAGGCCAAUAUCGAACACGGUUAUAGAACAAAUUAACAUGAUGAAAUAAUUGCAUACGAACGAUUAUGUUUAUACGCGAAGCUGUUAUUAAUAUUUGUAUUAUCUCGCGCUUUAAUUUUGUGAUUACCGCGUUGGAAGUUGCGGAAAGUAGAGCUAACCAGUAUGAAGUUUAAACACAGUGUCCCAUCCAACCCGGUAGAUAGUUGGGUUGAGGAAAUAUCAUAGACUUCGAGAAAUUUGUGUCACGGUUAUCAUGGUGCAAGAAAUCACGUAAUUGACUCUAUAUUAUCUCGUCCAGGACUUAUGAAAUAUAGGUAUCAUAUUAUUUUUUACACAAUGUGCAAUCUAACCGACGGCAGUGGGAAAUGCAACAUAAGUGCUAAUAGUGCUGGAAAGAAAAAAAAAUACAAACAGACACACAUACACAACACAAAUAGGCAAAUUACAUUACUCGAUCGUAAUUAACGUUAUGGACGUGGUAGGAAUUUCGAUCGUCAUCGACGUUACGGACGCAGUAGCGAACAAACGGAUAGCGAAUGGAAAGGGAAAGAGUUUAAGAAAGUGGAAGCAACAUUAUAAUAAAAUUGUAUAUUUAUGUAAUAAAACAAUUUUCUUGUAAAA